Molecule: messenger RNA, 5201 nt
Organism: Pelodiscus sinensis (Chinese soft-shelled turtle)
Lineage: Eukaryota; Metazoa; Chordata; Testudines; Trionychidae
Source: RefSeq, a predicted model, not a curated record
AAGAGCAAACUUUUCCCGUCCCGAGGCUGGAAAAUGGCGGCUUAGGAGCGGAGUGCCCGCAUCCCAUCCCGGCUCGGCGCCUCCCCAGCGCCAUGACUCGCUGGGUGCCCACCAAGCGGGAGGAGAAAUACGGCGUGGCUUUCUAUAAUUAUGAUGCAAGGGGUGGCGAUGAACUUUCCUUACAAAUAGGUGACACCGUGCAUAUAUUAGAAACAUAUGAAGGCUGGUACAGAGGUUAUACAUUAAGAAAAAAAUCUAAAAAGGGCAUAUUUCCUGCUUCCUAUAUACAGCUUAAAGAAGCAAUAGUUGAAGGGAAAGGACAGCAUGAAACAGUCAUACCCAGUGAGCUCCCACUGAUUCAGGAAGUUACCACAACACUACGAGAAUGGUCCAGAAUAUGGCGGCAGCUAUAUGUUCAAGAUAACAGAGACAUGUUCCACAGUGUACGGCACAUGAUAUAUGAUCUUAUUGAAUGGAGAUCACAGAUACUUUCUGGAACUCUACCUCAAGAUGAGCUCAAGGAAUUGAAGAAAAAAGUGACUGCCAAAAUAGAUUAUGGAAACAGGAUUCUUGAUUUGGAUCUGGUUGUAAGGGAUGAAGAUGGCAACAUUUUAGAUCCAGAACAGACUAGCACAAUCAGCCUUUUUAGAGCUCAUGAAAUAGCUUCCAAGCAAGUUGAGGAAAGGCUACUAGAGGAAAAGUCUCAAAAGCAGAACAUUGAUAUUAACAGACAAGCCAAGUUUGCUGCCACAUCUUCAUUUGCUUUAUUUGUAAAUUUAAAAAAUGUAGUCUGCAAAAUAGGAGAAGAUGCUGAAGUCCUUAUGUCUCUGUAUGACCCACUGGAAUCAAAGUUUAUCAGCGAAAACUACCUAGUUCGAUGGUCAAGUUCUGGGCUGCCGAAAGACAUAGACAGGUUACAUAAUCUUCGAGCUGUGUUCACCGACCUUGGCAGCAAAGACCUGAAAAAAGAGAAAAUCAGUUUUGUGUGUCAGAUUGUAAGAGUAGGCAGAAUGGAACUAAGAGACAACAACACAAAAAAACUAACCGCUGGGUUAAGACGACCUUUUGGAGUAGCAGUAAUGGAUGUAACUGACAUAAUCAGUGGAAAAGUUGAUGACGAGGAUAAACAACACUUUAUACCAUUUCAACCGCUAGCAUUGGAUGACGCCAUUCGACACAAGCAGCUGAACAUAUCAUCCCGUUUUUCACCCAGGGUGGCAGGGGAGAAUGAUUUCCUUCAGACUGUUAUAAACAAAGUGAUUGCUGCUAAAGAAGUUAACCACAAGGGUCAGGGUUUAUGGGUGACUCUGAAACUUCUUCCAGGAGAUAUCCAUCAGAUUAGGAAAGAGUUUCCUCACUUGGUUGAUAGGUCCACAGCUGUGGCUCGGAAAAUGGGGUUUCCUGAGAUUAUUAUGCCUGGUGACGUUCGCAAUGACAUCUAUGUAACAUUAGUUCAAGGUGAUUUUGACAAAGGCAGCAAAACAACAGCAAAGAAUGUUGAAGUUACAAUAUCAGUUUAUGAUGAAGAUGGCAAAAGAUUGGAGGGUGUGAUUUUUCCUGGUGCUGGUGAUGAAGCAAUCUCGGAGUACAAGUCAGUGAUAUAUUACCAAGUGAAACAGCCUCGCUGGUUUGAGACUGUCAAGGUGGCAAUUCCUAUUGAAGAUGUGAACCGCAGUCAUUUAAGGUUUACAUUCCGUCACAGAUCAUCACAGGACUCCAAAGAUAAGUCAGAGAAAAUAUUUGCUUUAGCAUUUGUGAAGCUGAUGAGAUACGAUGGAACAACUUUAAGGGAUGGAGAGCAUGAUCUUUUAGUGUACAAGGCUGAAGCAAAGAAGUUGGAGGAUGCCUCAACAUACUUAAGCUUGCCAUCCACGAAAAUAGAAUUGGAGGAAAAGGGGCACCCUACAACUGGGAAGAGCAUGCAAAAUCUUGGAAGCUGUACCAUCAGCAAAGAUUCUUUCCAGAUUUCUACUCUGGUUUGUUCAACAAAACUCACUCAGAAUGUGGAUCUCUUGGGGCUUUUGAAAUGGCGAUCUAACACAAACUUGCUGCAGCAAAAUUUGAGGCAGUUGAUGAAAGUUGAUGGUGGUGAAGUGGUUAAGUUUUUACAAGAUACACUGGAUGCGCUUUUUAACAUAAUGAUGGAGAAUUCAGAGAGUGAGACGUUUGACACACUGGUCUUUGAUGCUUUGGUAUUUAUCAUUGGACUGAUUGCUGACAGAAAAUUUCAGCAUUUUAAUCCUGUCUUGGAAACCUACAUUAAGAAACAUUUCAGUGCUACUUUAGCCUACACCAAGCUGACCAAAGUUUUAAAAACGUAUGUGGAUAAUGCUGAAAAACCUGGCGUAACUGAUCAACUUUUUAAAGCUAUGAAAGCACUGGAAUAUAUCUUCAAAUUUAUAGUGCGUUCCAGAAUAUUGUUCAAUCAACUUUAUGAAAACAAAGGAGAAGCAGACUUCAUGGAAUCAUUGCUGCAGCUCUUUAAGUCUAUCAACGAGAUGAUGAGUAGCGUCUCUGACCAAACUGUGGUAGUGAAGGGGUCUGCACUUAAAUAUUUGCCAACUAUUGUCAAUGAUGUGAAAUUGGUAUUUGAUCCAAAAGAACUUAGCAAGCUGUUCACAGAUUUCAUCCUAAAUGUUCCAAUGGGCCGGCUUACAAUUCAGAAGCUGUACUGUUUGAUCGAAAUCGUUCACAGUGAUCUCUUCACACAGCAUGACUGCAGGGAGAUCUUGCUGCCAAUGAUGACAGAUCAGUUGAAAUAUCAUUUGGAAAGGCAGGAAGACUUGGAGGCUUGCUGCCAGCUGCUUAGUAACAUCCUGGAAGUCCUUUACAGGAAAGAUGUGGGACCAACACAGCGACAUGUCCAGAUAAUCAUGGAAAAGCUACUGAGGACAGUAAACAGAACAGUCAUUUCCAUGGGACGUGAUUCAGAGCUCAUUGGUAAAAGUGAUGGGCAAAAGGUGUAAUAGAGGUGAAAGGCAAUCCUCAUCCUGACCAAGUUUGUUGCUGUGUUGUUGGCAGAGGAGUUGGGGGUUGCCACUUGACUGGGACUAUGGCAGUUUUCAUUUGCCAGGCACUAAAAGGGAUGGGGAAAAGUGCUGAAGUAGCAAAUCCUGUACACAACUGGUUUGAUCAAUAGUAGCAGCAACAUGAUAGUAAAAAGUAACAUUUUAAAAGGGAUUAGUUUUUAGCAAUGUAUUUGUUUUAACUGAAAGCUGCAGAAAUGUCACAUUUUUCCAAAACAGUUUAAGAAUGAUGAAAAUGCCCAGUAUUUUGUACUCUUACUUAUGGGGAGGCCUUCAGAAUCAACUUUAUACUACUUUGAUUUCAACCUUAAAAUUGUUUAUUUGGCUCAUGAAGAAGAGUGGGCCCCAAAAUAUUGAAUAUUGUGAUGGGCCAAUGAUGAGCAUUUUCUAAAGUGUUCCCAGGACAGAAGCCUGUGGUGGAAUUUAAACUUCAUUUUGACAAUUAUAACUGGAUGACUAAUCUUCUUUUUGAGAUUUGUAUUUGUAUGGAAUAACUAUAGGACAGCAAUUUCAAUUUUAUUUUUCCCAUUGUAACUGUAUUUUGUAUUUUACUUUGAAAUUAGGCAGCAACUUAAAUUUAAAGGAAGCAUACCUCAUGAUGAGAGACCAGGAGGGGUUGAGUUGUAACCCUGACUGAAGGGUCAUAGAAUCUAUACUGUGAAGAACCAUAUGAUAUACAGCAAAUCACUUUGUGUCUUGAUUUUUUUGAAAGUAUGUUUAAGGAAGGUAAUAAAAGUGCCAGGUAUUGUCAUAAAUAUUUAAAUUGUAGCUGAGGAAGACUGUUUUACUAGAACAUGAUGUAGUAACUGUAUCCUGCACUAAUACAUGGGGGAGGGGCAGAGCACUUAUAAUCAUGUUAUUGGGGAAUAUACUCAAAGCUGUUACAAAAAUAAAAUGUCUUUUUAGACCCUGCAAUCUAUUAUAAAUCACUCUCUUCUCUGAUUUGCCACUGAACCUCAUCAUCACUACAUAUACUCCCAACCAGCACUGGACUUCUAACCCAUCUCCCUUAUUAACCUGUUCUUUAAUAUUUCUGUGUCCCCAUGCUGCUGGCCCUUGCCACAUGGGAAUAUUUGUAUCAUCCUUUUCCCUAGUUUCUUCAAUCCCUAGCAUAACCCCACCUAAUUAAAUUUUAAAUUAAUCUCUUUUCUAUGUAAUAUCUGGGAUUAGCUGAGGUCACAUGUUAGAUACAAGCAUUAUGCAAAUUCACCCUUGUGGACUAUUGCCUUCAUAACUCCCCAUCACUUAUGACCCCCAAUUGAAUUGUUUCUCAACUGUACAGUGAUUAUUCAGCUCUUUGCAUUGUGGCUAAUAGCCCUUAGUCAGUCAGAGUACCAGGAUUUAUAACUAUAGUUAUCAUGCAAAUUAAAAUCUCUCAACCAAUCAGACUAUAGUGAAUUUCAUAAUUGAGGACUAACCAUAUAUUUAUGGGUCAGUAACUAUAUAGAAACUCUUGGAAUCUGAAUGGCUAAGAUGGUUCCAUUUUCGGUGUAUUAUCAAUACUUAUACAUCUUUAAAUUCUUACUCUGACAUCUGGCAAGGAAAAAGAUAAAACCCUCAAAACAAGAGUGAAAUUGUCAACGUUUAUAUACUGUAUAAUAUUUUCAGUCAGAUGUACUUUAUUCUGAAACAUUCAAUUUUUCCUUUUCUUUGUGUGCAAGAUUCAUACAUAAUAAUGUUGGCUUACAAUAUUAAAGUAUUGUAUGGCUGAGCAAUCACUAUGCAACCCAUCUCCUCCACAACAACCUAGUUUCAGAUCUUAAAUACUAAAUAUUACUAACUAUAUAAUUAGGGAAAAAAAUCUAUGGAAGGAAACAAGCAAUUAAAAAACCAUGCCAUCCCAAAAGGUGGACAUUUUUAUUAGCAUCUGCAGAUGUGUUAAACUUGAAUACCUCUUCUCAGGUCUUAAUCAUUUUGUUUUCCCAUUUUUGUAAACCCAGUUUAUGGCAGUGUUUGUGAGACCUUACUGUAAUGUGUUCUGGUUCUCUGCUGAUUUGAGCUAGAUAAAGAGAAAGGAAGAAAACUUUGAGUCUUGGUAGAAAGGACAAUCAGUUAUAGAUAAGUUCUUGCCCAAGGAAUUAUUCUGAGAUUUAUCUGAUGAUGAUGGUGACUGAUGGCAUCUCUUCCACCAAAGUACAGUAAAACUCCAAUAGUCCAGAAUCCAAUAAUCUGGCA